CUAAUAUGACGUCCUUCUUUUUGGUGUAAUGUCCUCCUUUUUGUUACUAUGAAUCUGGCCACCCUAGCUACAAAUCUAAUCGUAACUAUAACAUUUUGUCUGCAACCUGAAUGUCAGCUCAUCUUAACUGACGAAUCAGGAACAGAAGUGGAUGAAGAUAUUUUCGAGGAACUUGUGCAGCCAGGUGUACUGAACUUCAAGAUCUCAUUUAGACAACCAGUUAUAGAUCUGAAAGUCCAAAUUGUUAGUCAUGAAUCAGCUUCUUCUGUAGUGUCAGACACUCCUCUUUCCCCACUGUCAUCCAGUUCAUCCGACUCCACAGUCAUCCUUGAAUCAACAAAGAGAAGGAGGGUGACAGAAUUUAUGGAUCGGGAUCAAGCAAGACCGAUGGUUGAAGUAGUUCUCAAGGCCAAUCCAAAGGGUGAAGAAAUCUUCAUGGAGUAUGACAAGACUAAAACUCUAACAGAUGCAAAAUGGAAACAAAUGGUGAACAUCCUGGUUGCUGAUAUGAUCGAAACACAUGGGAGGAUUCCACCAUCAAGUGCACAGACGAAUUAUGCACUGGGAAUUGUGACGCUGUUUCCAUACCUCCAAGAUCCAUACUCUGAUAAUGGAUAUGAACACUACUACGAUCCUGUGGGUAACACUGGCUACCUAGCCUGGAGGAUUAACGCAACUCCUCUGUUGGCUCCCAGAGUCAUUCAAGGCCUUCUUAUGAGGAUAGUCCAAAAAGCAGACGAGAAGCUCUGCUAAGUGUUGAACAGCUGUUUGGUGAAGAGUGCAGGGAGGCUUU
Messenger RNA from Trichomycterus rosablanca, 793 nucleotides. RefSeq lists its product as uncharacterized. Lineage: Eukaryota; Metazoa; Chordata; Actinopteri; Siluriformes; Trichomycteridae. The record is from RefSeq and is a predicted model, not a curated record. The transcript has 6 exons. Bases 49 to 753 code for a protein of 234 amino acids.